Messenger RNA from Musa acuminata subsp. malaccensis (wild Malaysian banana), 1175 nucleotides. NCBI's taxonomy places the organism in Eukaryota, Viridiplantae, Streptophyta, Magnoliopsida, Zingiberales, Musaceae. The record is from RefSeq and is a predicted model, not a curated record.
UUCAUUCAUUCUCCUUCAACCAAUUGAUUUUGAUACCAAUUUCUGUUCGUCCUUUGAUCAUAGAGUGUAGUUUUAUCUUCUUUAGAUUCGAUAAAAUAGGUAUUCUCUAAUCUCUAUGCUUUAUCCAUUUUUACGUUGCUUUUGUUCUUCAAUUUCUUCUUUUCAUUUGGUAACAAUGUAACAAAGAAUACACUGCUUGAUAUACCAGUACCAUAAUGGUCAGAUCAAAUGUUGAAAACUUGUAUUGGACCAGUAUUUAAAAUCUUGAUACCGAGCAUAGCAACAAAGAAGAGAUCCAUUAGCAAUCCCAUCUAUAAUGGUUGGGAAUAAAUUUUUUUAGUCUUUGUUGUCAGUAUUAAUUAGUUAUUUUAAAAGGACAGUCUUUUGUGAAUGGAAGUAUAUGCUUGAUUAUAUUUACAGCAUCUCACUGCUUGUUUUUUUCUUCUUCCACUGCAUGUAAACUGUUUUUUGCAUGUUAUAAUUGUUACGCCUGUUGCCACAAUUUCGAUCAUCUGAUUAGAGUUGAUUCACCAUUGCAGAUUCAUACCAUGCUCCAUGGCCUUUCUGAAGAAGAGUUUGGACCACAAAUUCAUUUCAGGGAGUACUCAUUCCUGCAGAAUCCAUCAGUGCCCAAACAUGUGAAGGAAUCAUUACUUAAUGUUCAACUUUGUGAUGCACAUUCCAAAGGAUGCAAUAUAUCCGAUGGAACAACUAGCCGUGGUUUCAUCCAAUUUCCCAGAAAUAGCACUGAGCAGAUGUACAUGCAAGUAUUCUCCCAGUACAAAGAUAUCAAAGUCUUGCACUUUUCAUCCAUGGCGAAUGCCUUCCAAGGGUUCAAUGAUGAGGCAAGAGAAGUAAAAUUUAGAAAUCGCAUGAAGAGAUACGUCGGAUUGUGGUGUUGCGUGGAGAACCGUGACCCUGGCCACAUAUACUAUGACAUAUACUGGGACGAGAAACCAGAAUGGAAACCUGAACCACCUCGAACUAGUCAAGAUGAUCAUCCACCUUGGGAUUGAACAUUAUAUUUGCUUGUCAUGAAAGAUCAUCGUCAUCUGAAGUUUCAGACAUAAUUAUACUUGUUGAAAACUUUAUUCAUCUUAUAAAUGAGAAUUUUUUGAUGUAUUUUUGUCUCAAAAGUUCUUUUUGUACGGAAUAAAAAUCGAGAGGUUCAGAUC